AUUGUGCAGAAGGCUAGAGUUAGGGUUAUUGAAGUUGAAAGAGAUGGAGCUGAGAAAUGUGGUGAAGGAUAAGAAAUUCUGGUUGGCGUCGUUGAUAAUAGUGUGGGCAGCUGGGCUCCAGGGACACAUGAUGUGGCUGCAGCGCCAAGAAUCCUUCAAACACAAGUUCGGCGACCUCAACUCUCAAGACCAUUCCGAUCCACCAACCUCAUAACUCCAUUACUCCGUUCGUCUUUCUCUCUCUCUCUCUCUCUCUCUCUCUCUCUAUAUCAUAAAUCUUAGCUUUUUCUGUUUCUCUGUUUAUUACACAACGUAAUAGUGUAUUGUUUCGCCAUAUUCUAGUGUGUUCAUAAUUAAUUAAGCUAAGCAUGAGUAGAAUCCCAAAUUACUUGGCUCUGCUGUUUUUACACAUUACACAACUUGAAUAGCCCCAAUUUCAUUGCCUGCAAAGGUUUAAUUUGUACAAUCCAACGCCAUCUAACAUUAUACUAUUUAAUAUAACAAUAAUAAUAAUAAUAAGGAUCCGUUAGGAGACAAUGAACUAUUUGUACAAUGUGUAUAAUGGACUAUUGAGUUAUAAAAUGAACAUCUCUCAUACUAUCUAGAAUAACCAUCAGACUACUAGGAAUAAUAAAUAUCUUUUCAAAAACUUAAACUAAUUUUGGAGUUCACCAAGGUUCAAAUUCUUAAUCUUUCGGAUCUAGCGCUUUAAUACAAUAUCAUGAUACCACUCAUCCCAAACGUUUUAGCUGAUGGAAAAAGGUACUAAUGAUUAUAUCUCUAAUAUUCCAUAAACCUCCGUUGUACACAUUAUACAAAUAUUUCAUUGGCUCCUCGUACUUUCUCUAAUAAUAAUAAUAAUAAUAUAUAGU
Molecule: messenger RNA, 872 nt
Organism: Arachis stenosperma
Lineage: Eukaryota; Viridiplantae; Streptophyta; Magnoliopsida; Fabales; Fabaceae
Exons: 1
Coding region: 44-214 (56 amino acids)
Source: RefSeq, a predicted model, not a curated record